GGCGAGACCCAGCGGGCGGAGAGGAGUGCGCAGCUGAGUGGGCUGAGGGGGAGGCGGCGUGGGAGCCGGGGAAGUUUGGGCGGCCGCCGCCAGUGCUGCGAUCCGAGCCAGCUCCAGUCCUGAGGAGCAAGGGGCCGGCGGACUGACUUCCGACGCCCGCGCGCCCUCGGCCGUCGUCUCGCGUCCUCUUGCCUGGAAAAGUGUUUAGCUUCUAAAAUGUCAUCUAUCAAGCACCUAGUUUAUGCAGUUAUUCAUUUCUUACGGGAACAAAGUCAGAUGGAUGCUUAUACAUCGGAUGAACAAGAAAGUUUGGAAGUUGCAAUUCAGUGCUUGGAGACAGUUUUUAAGAUCAGCUCAGAAGAUACACAUCUAGCAGUUUCACAGCCUUUGACAGAAAUGUUCACCAAUUCCUUCUGUAAGAAUGACGUUCUGCCUCUCUCAAACUCGGUGCCUGAAGAUGUGGGAAAAGCUGACCAAUUAAAAGAUGAAGGCAAUAACCACAUGAAAGAAGAAAAUUAUGCUGCUGCAGUGGAUUGUUACACACAGGCGAUAGAGUUGGAUCCCAACAAUGCGGUUUACUAUUGCAACAGGGCUGCUGCUCAGAGCAAAUUAGGUCACUAUACAGAUGCAAUAAAGGAUUGUGAAAAAGCAAUAGCAAUUGAUUCAAAGUACAGCAAGGCAUAUGGGAGAAUGGGGCUGGCCCUCACUGCCAUGAAUAAAUUUGAAGAAGCAGUCACAAGUUAUCAAAAGGCAUUAGAUCUUGAUCCUGAAAAUGAUUCCUAUAAAUCCAAUCUGAAAAUAGCAGAACAGAAGUUAAGAGAGGUAUCUAGUCCUACAGGAACUGGAUUGAGCUUUGACAUGGCUAGCUUGAUAAAUAAUCCAGCCUUCAUUAGUAUGGCAGCAAGUUUAAUGCAGAACCCUCAAGUUCAACAGCUAAUGUCAGGAAUGAUGACAAAUGCCAUUGGCGGACCUGCUGCUGGAGUUGGGGGCCUAACUGACCUGUCAAGCCUCAUCCAAGCGGGACAGCAGUUUGCUCAGCAGAUACAACAACAGAAUCCUGAACUUAUAGAGCAACUGAGAAAUCACAUCCGGAGCAGAUCAUUCAGCAGCAGCACUGACGAGCAUUCCUGAUUUGACCAGGGACCUUAGCCCAGAAUGCAAAUGGUUUCUGGCUCUGAAGUAUUCCCUGUAGAUAGUAUCCCCUAACCCCCAAACAAAAACAACAAACAGAACACCAUAUCUGAUCUUUGAAAGACUUGAGCAUAACAUGACUUCUUUGGAAAUGAAUGAUGAAUAGCCAUGUUAAGUGCCAAUAUAGCACUGGAACAAGGUUCCAUUUUCAAACUUUUAUCAUAUUUGUAUAUUAGACUUAAUAGCAGAGUAUAUUUAUUGAACAGUAGGGCUGCUUAUUGGUGAGUUCUUUAGUUCUGAAUUCCUUGAAGCAAAGUUUUCUGAGCAGGGAGAUGACCAAAAGAAAGGUUUCCCAUGCUGGUUUAGAAGAAAGAUACUUGCCAUUGAGCAGCUUUUCAAGAGAGAAGACAUUUGUUAUCUAGGUUUAGCUUUGGUAAGUGCUAUCAGUAAUGAAUACAUAACAUGGGAGCCAAUAUUGUCUUUCAUGCUGUUCUGAUGAAUGACAGGGAAUCUUAAGAGCUGGUAGAAAGUAGCAUUCAGUGCAAUGGAUGUUUUAAAAAGAAAAAAUAGAUAAUGUGAAUGUAUAGAAAGCGAAGGUAGGAUGCUCAGGUUUUCUGCAUAGAUCUUAACUCGUCUGCAGUUUGGUAUGGAUAACGUUAGCGUGGCCACUUAUGCUAAGUACAUAAUAAGAUACAUUUAGAAAUCCUUAAUAGCACUGGUUAGAUCAGUCAUAUAACUGACUUAAUUAUCACAAUUUCCCCAGUGGUAACCUUACCUUGGAAACUAUCAAAUACACCUAUAUUUAAAUAAGCCAGAGGGUUGGCCUUAAGGAUUUUCUAAGUGGCAUUUAAUUAUGUGCCCACAAACACCGAGUUUUUAAAAAUUUAGUAAUUAUUUGAUAGAUAACAAAACACAUCUGUCACUAACAUUGCUUGUUCAUGUAAUUCUCUGCAAUAAUUUGGCUUGGCAUGUCAGUCUUAUGCUUAACAUAAUUUAAAUUUGAUGCAAUUUAAACAUAACAGGAGAUUUACAUAUUUUAUUAUGAAUUAAAUGCCAUAUUAGAAGUUAAGAGAAGUGGCAUUAGGUAUUAAUUACAGUGAUGGAUGAAACAGUUCAGUUCCAACUGGAAUUUUUUGUUUGUUAAUCAUGAAAUUAGUGAAGUAGGGCUUCACAUGUAAAUGAUUUCACAAGUAUCAUGAGGGAAAACUAAAAAAGUAAUAUAAAAUUAAGUCAGUAAUAGCGGUAAUGAACAGGCCUUUACUAUAACUGUUCUCCUCUAAAGGCUAAUUAUUUGGUAUUUAGAAGUUUAAAAACCAACUUUUUCUUUUUCUCUUCAUGACAAUAGAAAACAGUGGUUAUAUAAUUUCACUUUAAGAAUCACCUGGGGAAUUCAUUAAAAAUGUAGAUUCAGGGCCACACCUUCAAUUUUGUUUAGUAGCUCCUACAAUAAGGCCUAGAAAUGCCAUGUUAAACAGCACAUCGGGUGGUUCUGAUGUAGGUUCAAGACUCUAAUUUAGAGCAACACCAGGUUAGAGGUUUCUCACUUAGACCAGCAAAUACUAAGCCCCUGGGCUAAGGCUAAAAUAAAGAUCUAUACGAACCCAUAGUUCUGGCCAGAGAAGAUCAGGACUUAAACCUUAGACCCUCUGAGAUUAAAUCUCCAAUAUUCCAUCUAACCCAACUUAAUUUUUCAUGAAGUUAGAAUCAGCCCCUAGUGUUCAAGUGUGAUACAGAAUGAAGGACAACUACUAAUCACAUAGAAGUUAUGACUGUGAUUUAAAAAAAAAAGGCAAAGUAGAUUCUUAGUUAAAAUUAGUCAUUCUUAUCCAGUAUUGAAUAAGAAGUUAAAGUUUCUAGCAUAACUAUCUUGAGUGCAUUAAAAAUGCUUUCAGAUCAGUAGAUGAUAAGCCUUACUAGGAAAACAGAAAAUACAAGUUAACAGUAUCAGAAAUAAAAGAGGGGGAUACAGUACAGACCCAGUAGAUAUUAAAAGGAUAAUUAGAAAA
Molecule: messenger RNA, 3137 nt
Organism: Lemur catta (Ring-tailed lemur)
Lineage: Eukaryota; Metazoa; Chordata; Mammalia; Primates; Lemuridae
Gene: SGTB
Product: small glutamine rich tetratricopeptide repeat co-chaperone beta
Exons: 11
Coding region: 217-1131 (304 amino acids)
Biological process (GO): post-translational protein targeting to endoplasmic reticulum membrane
Cellular component (GO): TRC complex; membrane
Molecular function (GO): molecular adaptor activity; protein binding
Source: RefSeq, a predicted model, not a curated record